UACAUCGCCGGCUCAAGAUCAGGACUUUGGAGAGCGCAGCGGAAAGAACCAAACGCAACCAACUUUCUCAAGAGCACAUGUGUAAAGCGAUGUUACAACGAACCGGCCCCCAGCUGCUUCUCUUAAUAGCCCUGUGCAGUGUGUUGUACUCCCGGACUCUGAGUCUGCCAUACACAUCCAUGAGACCGACGAGACACGCAGACGGUCUGUUCACCAGCGGAUACAGCAAACUCCUGGGACAGCUAUCAGCGCGGAGGUACCUGGAGUCUCUGAUCGGCAAGCGGGUCAGUGACGAGCUGAUGGAGGAGCCAGUGAAGCGUCAUUCAGACGCCAUCUUUACAGACAAUUACAGCCGCUUCCGCAAACAGAUGGCCGUCAAAAAGUACCUGAACUCAGUCUUAACAGGAAAGAGAAGCCUAGAAGAUCCUGGAACCACCGACCCGGAGGAGUCCAGGGACGAACCCAACACUUUCCAGGAGAGCUACGAUGACAUCAACGUAGAUCACCUCCUAAACAACUUUCAACUGCCACUUUGAGGAGGGGCCCGAGGCCUCGAGUGAAUACCUCAACUCAUCCUCAUGAAACAUUCCCCAUUCCAAAAACAACAUGGUAUUAAUCCAAAGGACAUUCAGAAGUCAAAUGAACCAACAAUGAUGUGUUCUCCAAUGUGGUUAUCUAUCUAUCCAUCCACACAGUACAUGUUUACACUGUAUAUAUACAGUAUAUAUACACAAUACUAAUCACUAAUGAUUCUGGCCCAAAGACUCUUUGGGCUGCACCGAGCAACAUGCGUGUCUUUUGAAGAUGGCAACAGUAAAUGUAAACAGAAGUACCACGUUUGCUCUCUUUCUAAGAUCAAUGUUGUUCCAUUCAUUUUCAGUGGAAACAUUUCUCCCCU
Molecule: messenger RNA, 898 nt
Organism: Toxotes jaculatrix (banded archerfish)
Lineage: Eukaryota; Metazoa; Chordata; Actinopteri; Toxotidae
Product: vasoactive intestinal peptide
Exons: 6
Coding region: 78-536 (152 amino acids)
Biological process (GO): regulation of protein localization; positive regulation of protein catabolic process; positive regulation of epinephrine secretion
Cellular component (GO): extracellular region; perikaryon; neuron projection
Molecular function (GO): peptide hormone receptor binding; neuropeptide hormone activity
Source: RefSeq, a predicted model, not a curated record